This is a messenger RNA of Thalassophryne amazonica, 2998 nucleotides long. RefSeq names its product serine/threonine-protein phosphatase with EF-hands 2-like. Bases 392 to 2569 code for a protein of 725 amino acids. Gene Ontology annotation, cellular component: cytosol; nucleus. Gene Ontology annotation, molecular function: Hsp90 protein binding; iron ion binding; manganese ion binding. Lineage: Eukaryota; Metazoa; Chordata; Actinopteri; Batrachoidiformes; Batrachoididae. The transcript is spliced from 19 exons. Gene Ontology annotation, biological process: negative regulation of MAPK cascade; detection of stimulus involved in sensory perception. The record is from RefSeq and is a predicted model, not a curated record.
GCCCUUUAGCAGAGAGUUUAUCCGUUCAUUUGGCGUAGAUGCUCACUGGAGUAAUGUUUAAUCCUAAUCCACUUGCAUGUUGUUUUGUUUACGCGGUCGCAGCGCCUGUUCCAGACGCUAGGCUAUGAUAUUUACGAGGCUUAGCCCAGUCUAAGUUUGGGAUGUAUGACAAAGUGCAUCUGCACACAGAGGAUGUCCAUGUGCAAUAUAACUGCACUGGGUCAUGUGCUGUUUCUGAGAAAUGGAAAUGAGAGUUAGCGCGUAAUUUUUUUUUUGUUUGUUUUUCACACUUUGAAAUUGGAACAGUGACGUGGUUUCUUCAAACAUACUGAAGAAGUAAGGAAAUGGAAUGAAAGAGAGGUAAGGUGAUCAGUGAAAACAGCAAAGGGUCAUGGGAUGUGGCUUGGCAAAAUCCAGUCCUCAGCCCAAGAAAUGUGAGAAAGUGCGCAUCUUAGUUCCAGCGGCCACUGCAAUCAGGGCAGCUCUGUUGAUCCAGCGCUGGUACCGUCAGUAUGUGGCCCGGCUGGAGAUGCGACGCAGGUGCACGUGGAACAUCUUCCAGUCGAUCGAAUAUGCAGGUGAACAGGAUCAGAUCAAGCUCUACAAAUUCUUUUGCUACCUCAUGGACCAUUUCACCCCGGCCAGUAAUGAAAGAAAUCUGAUAUCGCACAUCUUUCGCGAGAAUGAAAUCUGUCGGGACGCAGAAUGGGAACAAUACUUUUGCUAUAAGAGCAUUGACGUACCGAGCACCUACACCGGCCCUCAUCUCACCUUCCCCAUGACCUUCUGUGGGCUAUCGAAGCUGAUGGAGGCCUUCAAGCACAAAGAACAGCAGCUCCACUCUCGGUAUGUUCUGCAGCUUCUCGGAGAAACCUGGACACGUCUAAGAAUUCUUCCAAACAUCAAUCACGUCUCCACCUGCCACACCCAGGAGAUCACCAUAUGUGGUGAUUUACACGGGCAGCUUGAGGAUCUGCUGCUGAUAUUUUAUAAGAAUGGUUUGCCUUCAUGUGAGAAGCCUUACGUCUUCAAUGGGGACUUUGUGGAUCGGGGCAGAAACUCCUUAGAGAUUCUACUCAUCCUCUUUGCCUUCCUGCUGGUCUAUCCCAGUGGUGUCCACCUGAACAGAGGGAACCACGAAGAUUACAUUGUUAACCUGAGAUAUGGUUUUACUAAAGAAGUUCUAGGAAAAUACAGGGCUCAUGGCAAGAAGAUCUUAAAACUUCUUCAAAAGAUCUUCAGCUGGCUGCCUCUGGCCACAGUGAUCGACCAGAAGGUGCUGAUUGUGCACGGAGGAAUCUCUGACACAACAGACCUUGAUACAAUUACCAAAGUGGACAGACACAAAUACGUGUCGGCCCUCAGGCCACCUAUGCAGAACCAUAAGGGGCAAAAUGGUGGGAAAUCUCAGAUGAUAAACAACAGUAAUGACAGUACCAGAGGACCAGUAGAAGUUCACCGCCGAGUGCGUUCUCUGGGUAAUUACACCUUGCGUCACAGCGACAACCUCCCGUGUCACUCACUCCACAACCUGCCCACGAGCAAUCAGCUAAGCUGGUCAGUGGAAGAGGAGCUAAAGAGGAGACGCAGACAGGCUGGGUUUUGCCAGUCCUAUGGGGAACUGAAGAAAGAUGACCUUGACUCCGACCCAGAGCCAGGAGAAACAACAGACACAGAUGAACAUGAAUGGAAACAAAUUGUGGAUGUGUUGUGGAGUGAUCCCAUGCCCCAAAAUGGCUGCAUUCCCAAUGAGGUGAGGGGUGGAGGCUGUUACUGGGGCCCAGAUGUCACUGAGGAAGUGCUGAGAAGACAUAACCUCCAGCUCCUCAUUCGCUCUCAUGAGUGCAAACAGGAUGGUUAUGAGUUCUGCCACAAUCGCAGGGUGUUAACAAUAUUUUCAGCAUCUAACUACUACGAGGUUGGCAGCAACAGAGGAGCCUACAUCAGAAUGGGCCCUGAUCUGGUCCCUCACUUCAUUCAGUACCAGGCCAGCCAAACGUGCAGAGAACUCACUCUGAGACAAAGCGUCGGGUGGACAGAGAGAUCAGCCCUACGAGCUCUGAGGGAAAAGUUGUUUGUGCACAAGUCAGACCUCAUCAGUGCCUUCCAAAACUUCGAUCCCCACUGCACAGGUUUGAUCUCUCUGAAGCACUGGGCCACUGCCACAGAGAGCGUCCUGAAGCUUGGCCUGCCCUGGAGGGUUCUGCGCUCUCAGCUGGUCAGCAAUAACCAGGACAAUGUGGUGGACUACCAGCAGUGGAUACGACAGCUGUCCAUCAACGAACCCAAAUUCGAGGUGUCUGACACCAGUAUCUUGGAGACUAUGUACAAAUACCACUCCAACCUGGAAACCAUCUUCCGAAUCAUAGACACGGAUCAUUCAGGUCUAAUCUCGUUUGAGGAAUUCCGUCAGACCUGGAAACUCCUGAGCUCCCAUCUGAAGAUAGACAUAAGUGACAAGGCCAUCUCAGACCUGGCCCAGAGCAUCGACUUCAACAAGGACGGGAGCAUUGAUAUUAAUGAGUUUCUGGAGGCUUUUAGGCUGGUGGACCUGUCUGCCCAUAUGUAGACCCACCCUGAAACCAGAACCUCACCUGGAGUGUUGGACUUUUGAAUAUGUAACCUUGAUGGAUGAAAAAAUGUUCAUUCAUAUUUAAUGUUUGUAUUCCUCCUGUCUUCUUAUUGAGUUUUUUCUUUAAUUUAAAUGAUUUGAAGGUGUGCAUUGAGUGCAGCCUUUUUAGUUUCACACCUAUAAAGAAAAACUAAAAAUAAAUACUAUUGUUUUUCCUUUCAUGCUAAAUGUACUGUUGACUUUGGUUCAAAAUGCAAGGCAAAAAAAUCAGCAUACAGGUUAGUGAAGAUGUAGCAUUUUGCGUAAUUCAGCCUGAUAAAUUACAGGGUUUCAAACCAGAGUUUUUAAGCGCACCGACAGCUGUCGACCAGCUUACCGUUUGCACCUGCAUGCGUGUGCUUGUGGGAAGAUGAAGUAAAUAUUUCA